UCUUUUAUCCUUCGUAAAAACGAAAAAGAAAAUGGAAGAUAAUGAAGAUAAAGAUAAUAGAAAUAGCAAUAAUAUUAAUCAACCGAUUCAGUCACCUAUUGAGUCAACUAAUAAACAAUAUCAAAUAGUAAGUUCCACUAUCGUUGCUUCAACAUUUGCGCAUCGACUUCACGAGGACAGAAAUAAGAACAAAAAAUACACGGACAACAAAUAUCGAAAAGGAAAUAAUAAUAAUCGCUAUAAUCAUUAUAACAAUCAUUUACAACAUAAUCCUUCACUAAAUUGUCUACAGAAACAACAUUAUCAUCAAGAUAACAAAAAAAGAUUAUUAUAUCAAGAUUCUUUACAACAAAAAACAGAACUUAUUUUUAGACCGGAUACACCUUUUAAUUUAAUCGAUUUUGUUGGAGGAGUAGAUUAUACUCCUACAAAUGAUGAUGGAGUAAUAUUUAAUCGUGUCGUAAAAUUUUUUAGAGAUUUAACUACAAAUAUUGAACAAGAAAAAAAAAUAUUGGAUUUCAGUUUUUAUCUUCAAGAAGACCAAGAUCAAAGAUUUUAUGUUAUAAUAAUUCCAUCAGACCCUACACGACACUCACCCUAUAAAACAUUAAACUGUUUAUCAUGUGAUUCAAAUUCAGAAACAAACAGAAUUUCAAGAUUACCAUACCCGACAACAACAAGAGAAGAGGUUUCUGUUCAUCAUAAUUUAUGGAUAGAUGCAAAAGCAAGACCAAUGUUUAUUAUUACGCCAAAACGUCACAUAGAACGUUUAUCUGAAUGUAAUGAUCAAGAAAUCUUUUCAAUGUUUUUAUUAGCCAUGCAAACUAUUGAACAAGAAACUCGACUUUCAAAUGCUAAGUGGAAAAAUGUUAGAUUUCUUAGAAUGACUUUAAAUCAUGGUAACGCAAGAAAUAUUGAACAUCUUCAUUUAAAAAUUAGAAUAAGUCAUAAGGAUCUUAAACAUUUUAAAAAUUAUUGGGAUGAAGAAAAAAAGAAUAAUUUUAAAAUUUUAGAAAGUGGUUUAUAUAAAAGAGAUGAAAGAUUAACUAAAAUUUCUUAAGCAUUAAUAACUUAAAGAAUGAUUAUAGAGAAUCUUAGAAUCUUAGAAUCUUAACAAAUUGUAUAUUAUUAUCAUUGAACAAGUCAUUAACUAUAAAUCGUAUAUUUAUCACUUAUACAUUAAAGCGUUUAAAUUUUUAUGAAAAUUAUUUGUCUGCUUUCUUCAAUGCGUUUUUAUAAGCUCCUAUGAGUGCUGCUAAUUGGAUAGUACUAUUUCCACCUGUAUUAAGAUUAUGU
Molecule: messenger RNA, 1296 nt
Organism: Rhizophagus irregularis DAOM 181602=DAOM 197198
Lineage: Eukaryota; Fungi; Glomeromycota; Glomeromycetes; Glomerales; Glomeraceae
Source: RefSeq, a predicted model, not a curated record